This is a messenger RNA of Rhea pennata, 4934 nucleotides long. It is a transcript of the gene UNC119B, whose product is annotated as unc-119 lipid binding chaperone B. Gene Ontology annotation, cellular component: cilium. The record is from RefSeq and is a predicted model, not a curated record. Gene Ontology annotation, molecular function: lipid binding. Gene Ontology annotation, biological process: nervous system development; lipoprotein transport; cilium assembly. Bases 1 to 723 code for a protein of 240 amino acids. The transcript is spliced from 5 exons. Lineage: Eukaryota; Metazoa; Chordata; Aves; Rheiformes; Rheidae.
AUGAGCGGCUCGAAGGCGCGGGCGGCGGCGGCGGGGCCGGAGAAGAAGCCGCCGCCGGGGGCCGGGGGGGCGCUCAGCCGGCUGCGGGCGCGGCGCGGCUCGGCGGACGCGGCGCCGCCGCGGGGCGGAGCGCUUUGGACCGAGUCCGAGCUGCUGGCGCUGGAGACUGUCCGGCCCGAGCACGUCCUGGGGCUGUGCCGGGUCACGGAGAAUUAUUUAUGCAGACCAGAGGACAACAUUUACAACAUUGACUUUACCCGGUUCAAGAUCCGGGACCUGGAAACCGGAACAGUGCUUUUUGAAAUUGCAAAGCCGUGUGCUUCAGAGCAAGAUGAACAGGAUGAAGAUGACAGCAGUGAGCUAGAUGCCAGUGCAGGCCGCUUCGUUCGUUACCAGUUCACCCCAGCAUUUCUCCGUCUUCGGACUGUUGGUGCAACAGUGGAAUUCACAGUGGGAGAAAAGCCAGUGUCAAACUUUCGAAUGAUUGAAAGACAUUACUUCCGAGAUCGCUUACUGAAGAACUUUGACUUUGAUUUUGGGUUCUGCAUCCCCAGUAGCAGGAAUACAUGCGAACACAUCUAUGAAUUCCCUCAGCUCUCGGAAGACCUUAUCCGUCUGAUGGUUGAAAAUCCAUAUGAGACUCGCUCAGACAGCUUUUACUUUGUGGACAACAAGUUGAUCAUGCACAACAAGGCCGACUAUGCUUACAAUGGAGGACAGUAACUGUUAAAUGACCACUGGAUGCUGUGCUACUGCUAACCAUUCCGGAAAUCCAGGAGGGGACCGGAGUUACUGUCUCAUGCAGCAAGGCUUCUUGCCAAACCUUUUCUCCUUGCAUGAGACUGAAAACAUGAAGAAAAGAAGGCAGCUCAUGAAAGUAAAGGAAAUCUCCCUACAACACUUCCCUAUUCAACAUUCCUAAGUACCUUGCCUCUGUCUUUCUCUUUUCCUGGUUAGCUUCUGGUACCUUGGUUAGGUUAUGGAUCGGAGGCUCUGUUAGAAAAUUGUUGCUGUUACUUUUUUUUUAAUAGUUAGGUUGCACUUCUAGUGCUUCUGAUAUUUCACCAGUUGGGUGACUGACUACCCUCUUACAAGAGGUCAGAUUGUUUCAGUAAGCUAUUUCUUAGCAGGAAAAUGUGCCCCCUUCCGUUAGCCAGUGAAGCCUGAAGAGCAGAUCUCUUCUCCGGUUGGAUAGAUCAUCUCUUCAUUGCGUAGGGGUUUAGUCUGUAGCAUGGCUGGAUUUGCUUUGUAGGGUGCAUCUUUAUAUUCCCUGGUGGAAAGUUAAAGUAAGAGACUAAUUCAGCUUCUAAGCAGUGCAGGAAUCUUCCUUCUGCUUCCAGGGGCCUGAACUGCUCCUGGGAACUGCUUAAUCUGUAUUUUGCCAGAGAUCUCACUAGAAAUGGAAGUUAAGAAAAAAGGGAGUUUAUCCAGGUUAGUCAUCAAGUCAAUCUGAUAGCAUUUCUGUUUGAGCUCAUGUGAGCAAAUUGUUGAAUUACGGAGCUUGGCAUCAACUUUAGAGCUGAAGUUAAUCUCACUUUAUUCACUGUUUCUUCUGUUUCCCAUUGCAUAGGAAUUUUGGCUCUUGUUAUAGAAUGUAUUGUCUUUGGGCUGACAGCAAGUUGUCAGUCUAGCUGGGGUGGAGGGGUGGGGUGUCGAUCUAGUGCACUUGGAGGAAAAAGGGAGAAUGUGGAAACUCACUUGAAGAACAUGUGGGAAGCUGAGCUUCCUAGGCUUCAAUAGGUUCUUUAAACCUUUUAGACCUGAAUGAUCUGUCAGAGGUGCUGGAAGGAGAGAUGGUGGUGUUACCAGCUCAUUUGCUUUGUUUUAUGUCAGCUAUAAUGUAUUAGCUGAAAGUUGCCCAAGUCAAAUUGCUCAGAUGGUGUUAAGGAAUGGGAUUCUUAUGACCAAAAAGCAAGAAUUGUUCAAGUUCUUGUCACUGCUUUGCCUGCUUACGAGCGCAUUUAUGCUUUAGGAAGCUCUUCCUCUUAGUUGGUUACCCGCUAGACCAGAGGGUGUGUUUCACAACUGCGUUUGGUAUCUGGCAGCAGUGAGGAAAUAGUGUAACGUGCUGAGAUGGGGAGAUCUGUGUCUUCCCAGCAGCCAUGCUGGGGCCCAGCUUCUAGCUAUGCAAAUCUGAGCUAAGAAAGCCCUUCUCUGCAUAUUUUACUGGCUCUGGAGACUGUUGUUUUCCUGUCCCUCUCCGUGGGCUGGUCAGUCAUGGCUAUUGUAGAUGAGAAUUAGCUUGUACCUAGACUAGAGACAUUUGCUAGUACUAAUUCCGCUUAUUCCCUGAGACAGUUGAAACCUAACUCCUUGGCGGAUACAGUUGGUUACCUGUUGUAUUAAGUAAGAUUGUGUUUUAGCAGGAUUGAAUGGAGUGUACGUUACAGCCUGGAGCUUGUUAGUACAUGCACAGCAGUAGGAAGCCACUGCCUUCACCUGGCAGACAAGUAAUGUUAACUUUGCUGUAGAGGAUCAGCUGGCAUCAGGGUAAGUGGUGAGAGUUUGUGGGGUGGCAGCCAUGAAAGAAUCUCCAGCUCUUGGGGAGGAUGUUUAAUUAUCAUUAACCACAACAAAUGAUCUGUUUUGGGAGGAGCAUUAAUCAUGAGCAACCACAGCAAACGUCUUGGGAAUGUGGAGGGGCAAGGUCUGCGUGGCUGAAAGAUGAAGAACAAUUCUGCUGCCAUGAAUUCCCUCCAGCAUCCCCAAAGGCACUUAAGCAAUCUCCUUUUGUGAUUUCAGAAUUAGGAAAACUGCUGUAGGGUGGAGCUCAAGAGGCCUCUUGCUCUGAUGAUCUUCAGAAGGCUUUGUGCCAUGCCAUUGCGAUGGGGAAACUUGCCUUUUGUUUUAAGAGCAGGUAGUUACUUGUGACAAGGCAGAACUGCCCAGAAGGGUGUUCUCCAUCCUAAACUGUUCAGAGAUGCUCAGGAUAAAGGUGUCUGAAGAGGCUCUUAGUUAUUCCCUGGCUGAUUUUAGAAUUUUGAGCUGAAACUGUGUGUAGUGUAAACCCAGGUGCCUUGAAAUGUUACUUUUGUCUCAUUUUCUGUAUGAAGCAAUCUACUCUGGCUUUUUCUUAUGAAUGUGAUUCCCAUCUAUUUCCUAUGUCACUAAGUACAGAUACUUAAAAGGAAGAUGCACUGUUGCUAGAGUAAGCAGCAGAAAUUACUGGUGAAUACCAACUUGUGUAAGCUGUGCUAGUCAGCGUGCAGUGCUGCACAGUUGGCAGCAUUUGGUAAGUGUGCAGGUGCCAUCUAGCCGCUGCUUUGCAGAAUGCAGCUGAACCACAUGAGAACGCUCUUCUAAAUAUGAGGCAUUUGAUACUACAGGGAAGUGGAUUCCUGUCUUAAAUAGCCAUUACUUCUGUCAGUAGUGACAAGAAGAAAUCAUUGAAUCAGUUGCUUUCCCACCAGUGAAUGUAUAAUCUGUUUAGCAAUAAGAAAAGGAAAACUGGAGGAAAAACAUAACAAGACUUGCAGGCAGGCAGCAUUCACAUGCCUAAGAUGGUUUCUAACUGAAGUUGUUUGCUUUGCCAAAUUAGAGAGUCUUUGCCCAGAAAAGCAUGCUGCAGGAAAAAAAUCCCUACAAGAGGGCAUCCUGGCACUGGAAAAGAAUUUAUUGUAACCCAAAGUCAGGCACUUCUGGACUCUUGUCCCUACCUUGUCCACUUCUGUAGGGUUCCUCUUCUCUUAGAUGCCUUCUGUGAAGUCUCUUCCCUUUGUGGCCGAGAUAAUGGCUUUGGUAAAUGUGGUUUAACAGACCAUUUUCCUCCUCCUGGUUUCUGUAUUCUGGUGCUUUGGAUUGAAGCUACUCAAGCCAGUGGGCUAGGAAGAAAUUCAGAUGGGAUUGCCUCCUUGUCAAGUGGAUGGUCUGUUCCUAGCCGUGCGCUGAAAGGAGGUGCUUUGUGUCGAUCAAAGUUUGAGCAAGAGAAGGUGCAUCUCUGUAGACUGCCUCUCUCAGAUCAUGUGUGCUGAGUUGGAAAGAGGAAAGAGAGGAUUGUACUGCAUUCUGCUAUAACAAAACAAAAAAGGGGACCAAACCCACAGACUCGUGCUAAAUCUUUCCAGUAUUGGUCCUUUCAGGACCAGGACCUCUUUUGCUGCACUCUUGAGGUGAGUGCCUUGGCUCUGUGCAGGCAAGCCUCCUGGACAGUUGUUUCAUAAGAGACUGAAGGAUUCAUAUUGCACCUUGCAAAGGAAGGUCGUCUCUCCCUAUAUGGACGGAGUACUGCUGUCCUCGUCUCUUUUUGAUAGGAAGUGUCUUCCUUUGUGUGCUUUCUUUAAGACUUUCACUGCAUCUCACUGCAGAGAAGCAGCAACAGCUUCCCCUCUGGAGCCUGAGGAUCUUUCUUCUGCUUAUCUGAAGGUUCAGCAAGAAUGAAACAUGUUUAGAAGGCAGAAACGAAUGAGGAAGGUGGCGACGGUGAAGCGGUAAGCCCACACGUGGUAACUCUGCUUCUCUGCUCUGUAUUUUGUUGCAUCAACUUCAGAUGUUUCCCCGUGUUUGCCUUCUGCUCUGCUGUCCUGUAACACCGCGCUGCUGCGCCGUGCGCCACCCGAGAGCGCGCACCGGUGCUGGCUGCAAUCAUCAACGCUGCCGUCUCCCUGCAGCUGUAUGCGGAGGACAAGGCUAACGGACGGCGGGCUGCUGAAGUCAAAUGCCCCUUCCUCUUCCUCUGCUCCGAGGAUAACGAGCACCAGCGACUACCGGACCACCUGCACGGACCUGUACCUCUCACCGCGUGGCCUUGGCGCCGCUCCUCCCCGCUGCCCCCCUCCGGCGCUCCCGGCAUGGGGCUGCCGUGGGGGCGGGAGCCCGCUGGUGCCAGGGGCUGAGGGGGCCGAGGGAGCCCCGGGCCGGGCAGCGUGGCCGGGCGUGCCCGGGCCGGGCUCUCUGUCACGAGCAAUAGCACCGAAUAAACCUCCCGAGUGUCGCAC